This is a messenger RNA of Durio zibethinus, 415 nucleotides long. The record is from RefSeq and is a predicted model, not a curated record. NCBI's taxonomy places the organism in Eukaryota, Viridiplantae, Streptophyta, Magnoliopsida, Malvales, Malvaceae.
AUUGAUUUGAAUUUGCUAUGAUGCAGACAACAUCAGCAUUUUCCUUGUCAUCUGGAGUGGAAUCAUGGAACGCACUGGUUUUUGAGAUCGUGAUGACCUUUGGUUUGGUUUACACCGUUUAUGCCACAGCUGUUGACCCAAAGAAGGGUAACGUUGGGAUCAUUGCACCCAUGGCAAUUGGUUUCAUUGUGGGUGCCAACAUCUUGGCUGGUGGUGCAUUUGAUGGUGCAUCCAUGAACCCUGCAGUCUCCUUCGGACCAGCUGUGGUCAGCUGGACAUGGGACAACCACUGGGUCUACUGGCUCGGUCCAUUCAUUGGCUCUGCCAUUGCAGCCGUUGUCUAUGAAAUCAUCUUCAUCACCCCAAACACACAUGAGCAGCUUCCCACGGCAGAAUUUUAAGAAUCCUGGUCUUU